AAAAAAAAAAAAAAAAAAAAAAAGAGGACGAGAAAAAGAAACGAGAAUUAACAUAGCGGGCUUAUUCCCGAUAGUAUCGAUUAGAGGUAUGAAAGCGUGCCCUGAAAACUCAGAUUUAGUCACGACUCAGAGGGUCGGGGGAACGGGUCACACCUUGCCUGACCCGCGGACAGCUUCGUUUCCUACCACUCAGCCGCCGGUGCUUCCAAGAAACCAAACUUCCUACACUACUCCUGGAGGUAUCUUAGCUUCAGCUCACUCAUGCUCAAAGACUCCGGAUACGGGCUCUCCCUAAUUCCGAACUAUUGCCGUAGUACCUAGUGAGCGGCAGGCAAACCUCUCUUGACGUUGGCGUGGUUAGGUAAUCUUGAGCCAUCGCUUCUACUCUCGCGUCUACAACAUUAACGCGUCCACUAUAUGUAUCCGAUGGCGGAGGACGAGGAGCGAAAAGACUCGGGCAUUUCCAAACUUGAUUCCGCAUGUAUUCGGAGCAUUGGCGGAUUGCAGUGCGGAAACCACCUUGAGUCCAUCCGUGAUUCGUCCAUUCAGCCGUUUAAGUACGUUUGUACAUCAAGCCUCUCCACCAAGGAUCAACUACCCGAUGAGGAGAUGAGCUCCGACGAUGCCGCUCUCGCGAUCGUCAAUCGAAGCAUCUUCAGCAGAACCAGAAUGUUCCUGGAAGCAUGUACCUGGUCGUCUACACUGCACUAUGCUAGUGACAAGAGUCUGGCCUUUCCUCGCUUGCGCCCAAGCUCUCGCUCGAGGGCCAAGGCCCAAGGGUCCCUCUGCUCUGCCUCUCCUCUCCCUCGCUCGAUCGGUCCUUCCUGCUCCGUCACCGUUACAUACCUUGAUGGUGUACACUACAUUGCGGCAGUACCUGCAUGAAAGGUGCAUGGGCUCCAGGGCCGGAGAGAUGACUUUGAAGAAUCGAAAAGACAACACCAACCACCAUACAUACUUUGCUAUGACACCAUCCCAACUCUGUGAAUUAUAAUUAGCUUCACGAGUUUGUCUGAUGCUUGGGGAGUCGAUCUCAAGUAAAAGAAUUUUGCCUUCGACGUAGA
Messenger RNA from Neurospora hispaniola, 1064 nucleotides. RefSeq lists its product as uncharacterized. Bases 418 to 885 code for a protein of 155 amino acids. Lineage: Eukaryota; Fungi; Ascomycota; Sordariomycetes; Sordariales; Sordariaceae. The record is from RefSeq and is a predicted model, not a curated record. The transcript has a single exon.